AUGUCAUCGAGAUGGUUCUCAAAGCGAAGAGAGCCUGCUAGUGAAAGGUGUCUUGACAUAGAAGUCGAAGAAGAUGAAGAUGACGACAGGGCCUUAGAGAUUGAGAGAGAAAGAGUCUAUCACGAUAGAAGAGAAGCCAGGGGCCACACAAAGUAUGGUCAGCAGCAGGCCUAUUUAAGCAGCAGAGCAGAACUCGAGCGUCAAGAUCCUAAAAUCGAUAACGCCGACAAGUAUGGACAACAGAUAUAUCCGAGGGGUAUAUCCGCGGCUCCCAAAGGCCAACUCCAACCCCCUAUAUCAAGGCCAUCCCACCGUGAAGGGCAUUCCAGAUUUGAAACUGCUAGCUCUCGGAACCGAGCACAGUCUCGCGAUGAACCGGGUGGCUCAGUUCCUUCCGCACCCCAGGAAUAUUGCCGGAGGCAUCGGCUCGCGUCAGAAUCACAAGAACGCGUUCACCGGCGAAACAUAGGUGGGUACGACGAAUGGCUAGCUCGGCGAGAGAAAAUAAGGCGAGCAUCGCAAGCUGAGCCACUUGGAGAGCCGAUUGACGACCAUAUAAUGUCCACGAAAUAUCAAGCGGUAGAUGAGAGAUUUAACCGCUUUCUUCCUACCGAGGCCUUUUCGCUUUCCAAGGGGGAGUUUGAGGGAAUUGUAAACUGGGUGAAUGGGGAAAAUUAUCAUCCAUGGGAGGAGAAGCCGUCCAAGAGCAAUGAUCGGCGGGUUAAGUAG
This is a messenger RNA of Venustampulla echinocandica, 729 nucleotides long. RefSeq lists its product as uncharacterized. Lineage: Eukaryota; Fungi; Ascomycota; Leotiomycetes; Helotiales; Pleuroascaceae. The coding region runs from base 1 to 729 and encodes 242 amino acids. The record is from RefSeq and is a predicted model, not a curated record. The transcript has a single exon.